CUCAGAAGAUGCCCCAUAAACUCAACCAUAUGUGCCUGAGUAUGAGUCAAGGAGACAAAAGAGCGUUGUUGUCUAUUAUGCUCCCGGUAGGGGUUUUUAUAGCCCCGACCUGGAGCUCGCCUUGGCCUCUAAAUACCUUUUCGAGCAUGCGUAGUAGGUCUGGCGGUCGUGGCUUUUCUUGCACUUUUCGCACAUGGGCAUACUGUAGGGGUUUCAGAGUAGGAUUGCGGUAAGUAGUGGUAAUAGAGACAGAUAAAGAGAGGGAGAAUGAAU
Gamsiella multidivaricata is the source of this 273-nucleotide messenger RNA. RefSeq lists its product as uncharacterized. NCBI's taxonomy places the organism in Eukaryota, Fungi, Mortierellomycota, Mortierellomycetes, Mortierellales, Mortierellaceae. The transcript has 3 exons. Bases 9 to 233 code for a protein of 74 amino acids. The record is from RefSeq and is a predicted model, not a curated record.